This is a messenger RNA of Fopius arisanus, 2898 nucleotides long. RefSeq names its product Hormone-receptor-like in 78. NCBI's taxonomy places the organism in Eukaryota, Metazoa, Arthropoda, Insecta, Hymenoptera, Braconidae. The record is from RefSeq and is a predicted model, not a curated record. The transcript is spliced from 8 exons. The coding region runs from base 66 to 1637 and encodes 523 amino acids. Gene Ontology annotation, molecular function: nuclear receptor activity; zinc ion binding; RNA polymerase II cis-regulatory region sequence-specific DNA binding. Gene Ontology annotation, biological process: regulation of transcription by RNA polymerase II; cell differentiation; anatomical structure development.
UGCUGAAUUAUUAUUUUUUUUGCACCUACUUCGGUUUUCUUGAUACGACGACUUUACAGCGCGAAAUGGCUACUCCGUUCUGCUCAAUGUUCGCAUACGUGAUAGUCAUGGACAAAGAUCUUGAGCAUUGCGACACUGAUCCUUUGAAUGAGAGUGAUAACGACAGGAAACGUGAGAAUUAUGGCAAUUUAAGACUUCAUAGGGUCAUGGAUUGCAAUAGAGAUCUUGAUGCAGAGCGGGAUGGAGAAAGAGACAAUAAUAACCACGAUCACCUAAUUGAAGAUAGAGCUGAGUAUAAAUUGGGGCGUGAUUUUCGGAGUAUUGGACAUCAUCGCAAUGCAGUGCACAUACCAAGCGGAAUGGACCAUCUGAAUAACUCAGAUGUUGAGGUAAAGUUAUCGCGAGACGUACGAAGUUCUUUGGGUCUUGGCCUUUCAUUAGAGCUUUGUGUCGUAUGUGGCGAUAGAGCAAGCGGUCGCCAUUAUGGUGCAAUAAGUUGUGAAGGAUGUAAAGGCUUUUUCAAACGCAGUAUACGUAAGCAACUGGGCUAUCAAUGUCGUGGUAGCAAAUCCUGUGAAGUUACGAAACAUCAUCGUAAUCGGUGCCAAUAUUGUCGUCUCCAGAAAUGUUUGACAAUGGGAAUGCGCAGUGACUCUGUCCAGCACGAGCGAAAGCCAGUUUUGGGCGAGGCUGCUGGUACAAAAAUGGCCAACCGCAGUGCAAAAGUGAAACCAGAGCCACAACAAAUUAUACCGGAAGCAGCAUCCCUAUGGGAACCACCAGAAAGUCCAAGUGUUGAGGAUCAGAGUAGCGAUAGUGAUCUUAGCGAUGCAUUGACGCUCGCUAGAGAGCGAUUACUGAUUUCUCAUGCACUUGAAGGCAUGGCCAAGCUUAUAGGUGAUAGUGUAAAUGGAUCGAAUGAACCCGAAGAAGAAUGGACUGGGCAAUUGCUGUACGAGAGAAAUACUGUAUUCGAAUUGAGAGCUCCAAGUCCGGCUCCCGCAUAUCUAUCAAUACACUACAUCUGUGAGAGCGCCGCUAGACUUUUGUUCUUGUCGAUACACUGGGCCAGGGGUAUACCUGCUUUCCAAGCACUUCCAUCCGAUGUACAAACAUCUUUAGUGAGAAACUCUUGGGGUCAAUUAUUCACUCUGGGUCUAGCUCAAUGCGCCUACACCCUAUCGCUUCCAAGUAUUCUCACAUCAAUAAUCAAUCACCUUCAGGCGAGCAUCGCUCAGGAGAAAAUAACAGCGAGUAAAGUGAAGCUCAUCACUGAACACAUAUGUAGGCUACAAGAUUGUGUUAGUUCAUUGCAGAAGAUGCAGGUCGACGCCACCGAAUAUGCUUAUCUCAAGGCUUUGACAUUAUUCAGUGCUGAUAAUAUUCUGGCAGAUACGUGGCAUAAAAAAGUAGAGAUUCUUCAGGAAGCUACUUGGAGUGAACUACAGCAACGUGUGGGACCACAAAGGCUUCCUAGGUUAUUAUUGAAACUUGCACCACUCCGUUCAAUCAACCCACGCAUUCUCGAGGACCUCUUCUUCGCUGGUCUCAUUGGUAGAGUAAGCGUAGCAAGUGUUGUGCCUUACAUACUUGGAAUGGAAGACUGUAAAAGUGAAAUGGAUGCACAAAUGGGAUAACAAUCUCUGAUUAUGAAAUAUCGAUCGUUACCUAAAAGUAUGGCUUAGAUAUAAGUAUUCAGUGUUCCAUUUUAACAUUCUUAUUAAACUGAAGAAAAAAAAACGAGGAAGUAUUUAUAACAAUGUUUCAUAUUAUCAGGCAAUUUGCGGGUGCGGGCAAUCGUUGGUUGAAAUAAAUGAGUCAAUAAUACCUCUGCAUUUGAAAAUAUUGCAGAACAUUAUUUGUUUUGUUAAUGUACUUAGUUUUAUAUUCCAUUUUAUUUUCGCUGAAGAAGUUUAGGGACUUAAUUAAUUAAGAUAAACUGCAACUUAGAUUCAGUUGAUUAAUAUAUGUUAAGCGUGAAUUAAUUUGCGCAAAAUAUCUUAAUAAUAUCGUACCUGUCGAAUUAGUUUUUUUAAUCACUAUCUGUAAUGUUGAUGCUCUUAGAUUCAUUAGCCUGACCUGCUAAAGUUGUUAGUUAUUACGUAAUCACUAUCCUUUUUCACUGUUCUAUUUUACUUCGUUUAAAGACGGUCACAACAUUUUCACAUAUGUAAGAAUGAAAUUCUGACAGUUUUUUGCGAGUAGCAAUAAUUAUAUGGUUUAAACAUUAGAAUUAUAUAGUUUUAUUCCGUUAUACGUGAAUUUUCGUUUUGUUUUCAUGAAAACGGAAAAAUGAAAUGUGAAAUAUGAAUUCAGUUCCAUAAAUUAAUAUCUGGCUAAUACAACAUAGUUUUAGACGUUUCAAAGUGUAACUAAAAAUUGACUUUUUGAAGAGAGUAUGAAUAAUACAAUUUUUUACCGUAAGUCUCAUAGUAAAGACAGUAUAUAAUAUAAUCAGAGGAACGUUCUGGAUAGGUUUCUCGAAAAAUUCUUCAAAAAUGUUAUCCUAAAACCGGUUGAAAGAGAUAUUGAGCGUGGUCAAUGCAAAUAAAAGAUGUUUCCAUCACGGUCUCAACAUAACUAAUGCUAUUCCCUAGUGCAUUUCUAUAAUCUAUUAGUAUGUUUGCAUUUGGCAAUUUGAAUUAAAAAUUUUUAAUUUUGGGAAGUUUUCAACAUUUUAUUAAUAAAUUGCCAUUCAUUUUGAAGAUUUUCAAGUUUCAAGUAAAUAAACUGUUCAAAUAUUAGUGGAGAAACAUAAAUAACGUUCAGACAAUAAUUGAAGAGCCUUCCAUCCAUUUUGAACAUCUUCUACUGCUAGAAAUUAAAAAAAGAAUCGUGUGUCCAUCUCAUUGUGUUGUGAAUAAUAAAAUGUGCCUAGAAAUGAAUAAUUCACAAAGA